This is a messenger RNA of Penaeus vannamei (Pacific white shrimp), 4958 nucleotides long. The record is from RefSeq and is a predicted model, not a curated record. NCBI's taxonomy places the organism in Eukaryota, Metazoa, Arthropoda, Malacostraca, Decapoda, Penaeidae.
AUGGACUCCUCCCCGGACAUACCUUGUGCCACAGAUGCUGGCCUGCGCAGCUUGCAAGGGGCCCAGUCUAGCCACUCCGGCACAAGCAACUACUCUACUGGACUUACAUCAUAUUACAAAAACAAGAUCAUGAGGUCAAUCCACAAAAUGGCUUGGCGUCGCCGCGAGGGCUUCGAGCCGGAGGAGGUGGAGUAUUAUUCUUCAGGAAAUUAUGGUCCAGAUGCCAACAGGACUUUCGACUUCAAUGGAAUCGUCAUUUUCUCUGAUGCCAAUGUUGGAGUUAUUCCUAGCUAUGCUGAAAACCGCUGCAAUAAGUCGGAGGGAUACUCACCCUGCCUAGUUGGGGGGUGCUAUCCUUCAUACAAGCGCUGCGAUGGCAUCCAGGACUGCACAGAUGGAUAUGAUGAAAUCAGUUGUUUGGAUCCUUUAGAGGACAGGGAGGAGGACUUCCGCAUUCACCGAUACCAAAAGUUCUCUGAUUUCUUUGAUGCAGAAGAUGGGGACUGGCUUUGGCUUGACAUUAAUAUUGGUCACAAGGGUCACGAGCAGAACCUGGUAGAGAUGCCAAAGGUGGACGACCCUUACGUGCUUAAUGCCUUCAGCGUCAGCAAGGAAUUUGGCUUCGGCUUGGCUCCUGCACCCCAGUGGUAUUCAAUCAUUCCGCCCGUCUACGUCAGCCUGGAAAUGCCUGACUCUUGCCGCAGAGGAGAACAGGUGGGCAUUCGAGUGAUGGUGUUCAAUAACAUUGAGACGGAGCUUCUGAUCCUGCUGGUCCUUCAUGGUUCAGAUGACCACCGCUUCAUCAUGGUGGAAGAGACUGGUGUUGUCGACUUCUACCGUCCGCGCACCAUGGCAGGCGACCACCAGCAUCUCGUAUCGGUGCCUCCUGAAUCAGCGAUGGAGGUGAUCUUCCCCGUUGUGGCGACCAUUGACCAGGGCGAGAUUGAGCUCACUGUGUCGGCCAUCUCGCAGAUCGGCCGAGAUGAGGAGACUGUUACGCUCAUCGUUGAGCCCGAAGGUGCCACCAUUGACCGCCACACCUCGAUCUUGCUCGACCUGAAGAACCGGGCGCUGGUCUAUGAGUACAUGGACAUCAUCGUGGAGGAGUCGUACGUGAUUCCGCUCCAGAUCCGACGUCGCUUUGUGGCUGGGUCGCCCAGGGGUCAUGUGUCUCUCUGUGGGGACGUAGUCGGUCCGUCCUUCCCCAAUGACGAGCCUGUGGAUUCCGUGCAGAUGCUACGCAAGGAACUCCGCGGAACGGAGGCCUCGACCUUCAACUUCGGCGCCAACCUGUGGACACUGCACUACCUCCGUCUAACAAACCAGCUCGACAUCUCCGAGAGGCAGGACAUCUUUGACCAGCUCAACGUCGAGCUGGCGGCCAUCAUGUACCGCUUCAGCAGCGAGGGCUCCUUCAAGAUGUGGGACACAUCACAGCCUAGUGUUUGGCUGACGGCGUGGACGACCCGCACAAUCCAGAUGGCGCAGUUCCAGGACUGGGAGAAUAUCAUCUACAUCGAGCCGCGGAUCAUCUCGAAGGCGAUCGAGUGGCUCAUCAAGUACCAGACCCCUUCGGGCGCCUUCAUGGAGACCCCCGCUUACCAAGCGGUUCCUCUCGACAAGAAGGCCGAUGCUUAUUCGUACGGGUACCGGUGGCGCGGCGCGAGGAACAUCACCCUGACGGCGCAGUGCCUCAUCACCUUGGAGCGCACCAUCAACUCCCUCCAGGGCAACGUUCGCGCCGAUGCCAAUAAUGCGAAGAUUCAGGCGGUUAGGAAAGUGACUCUCCUGGAUCUCGAACUUACCAGAGAAUCCGAAUUCGGAACUAAUAAACCCGUAGUACUCGAGUCGGCGGGAGAGGGGGUCCAAGGCCAUAGUCCGCGGCUGGCACACUGCCAAGAUCGGGCAGCUGAGAAGAACCUGUUGCAGAAAUUAGACCAUGUACUGGAGCGCGAGCUAAGGAACAUCCGGGACCCGUACGAGGUGGCCAUCGUGGCCUACGCUCUCUCGGUCUCCAACUCCGUGGAGAAGGAGGCCGCCUUCAACCAGCUGGAUCGCAUCAAGAGGGAGGAGAACGGCCUGGUCUACUUCCGAUCGCCCGUGCAGACCAACAAGCGCGUGUACGAGAACAACCAGAGGAACCUCCUGCAGCCCAAGUUCGAGGAGGAGUGGGACUCGCACGCGGUGGAGGCCUCGUCCUACGCCCUGCUGGUCUACCUCAUCCGGGAUGGCGUCAACAUCAUCCAGGAGAGGAUCGUCGAGUGGCUCAAUGCCAUGAGGAUGCACGACGGAGGGUUCAUCUCCACGGUGGAUACCCUCGUCGCUCUGGAGGCCCUGACGGAGUACUCCUACCGCGCCCGUCUUCGUGACCUGACGGACAUGCGAGUGACGGUGGAGGCGACGGGCGAGGAGGGGCGGUCGCCGCACAACGUGGUCAUCUCCAACAGCAGCGUGUCCCAGAUGCAUAUCAUUCCCAUCAAAAACGUGUGGGGUUUGGUGAACGUCGUGGCCCACGGAGCAGGACAGGCCAUCCUUCAGCUGGACGUCAGCUACGGCAUCGACUGGACAGAUCUCAAGAAGCAGCCUCCGGUCGACGCCUUCAAGAUGGUCAUUAACGAGCGCUAUUCCAAGUUCCGCAACAAGUCUAUUUGUAAUGUGGAAAUUUGCGCCAGAUGGACCAACUUGGAGGAGUCGCCCCAGAGCUCGGCCGCGGUGAUCGAGGUCGAGGUCCCGACGGGCUACGUGGCCUACCAGCUCGACCUCGAAAGGAGCAUCUAUCGUGCGCAGAUGAGCGGGAAUCCCUCGCUAAGGGACGUCAUCGGGGGUCACGGAGACACGUUUGCCAGGAAGACCGUGUGGUUCUUCGAUUAUAUACCGGGUAAUACGACCUGGUGCUUCGAAUAUGUGAUGAAGAGAUGGUAUCCUGUUGCUAACUUGACGAGGGUCCGUAUGGCUACUAUCUAUGAGCAGUAUCAACCAGAGCGCUUCCAGAUGGUGAUGCUGAAUUCGACCGUAAACACCCUGGACGUAUGCGAGGUGUGUGGCUCGUACCAGUGUCCUUACUGCCCUAUCUACAGUUCGGCGCCGUCGCUGAACCUCCCCAACGUCGGGUUCUUGAUCUCAGUGGCCCUUGUGACUUACGCGUAUCAGGUGUUCUCGGAAAGCCGGUCGUUCGCGGGCUCGAGAUGGCCAGGAGGUAGUGGCAGUGGGGUGUUUGGUGAGAGUACAGUGUAUGGAUUUUGAAUCGUCGCCACAACGAAUGCGUGUGUGAUUUCUUCGGACCUUUCUGUUGUGUGGAGAAUCGGAAUUUGUGGAUUUUCCGAUUUUCUUUUCCACUGAUGGAGAUAAUGUUAGAUAAUCGGUUAAUUCAGGCUCUCAGCGGCUUCAGAACUUGGUUCAAGAGUGAGAUUUCCUCAAGAAAAACGUUGUGAGUUAGUGUUUUAAUUCUUUAAGAAUCUGUUUCGAAACAGAAAAAAAUCGUAGUACUUCAUGUGAAUUUGAUCUUGAUUAAGAAUAAUCAAUGUUUUGUAAGUAGUAGAGUCUUAUGUACUUAUUCAUAAUUUGUAGGAAUUGUGAAAAGAUAAAUUCCUAAUACAGUAAUCCGUCCGUUAGUUUAGAUUCUCAUAAUCUCCGUCCAUUUUAAGAGAAUGAAUUUUUGUUCUUGUGAAUAUCCGCCCAAAUGUUGACAGGAUGUGUGACAUGCUGCUGUAAAAAUCUUAGAAGAUUUUAAGUCAUUUCAUAAAAUGUAGUAGAUUAAUUACAUUGUCUCAAAAAAUCUUUAACCAAAUACUAAUGUAUUACACCAGGUACAUUAAGAAUAGGUGCCACUUUAGUUUUAUACUUUUUUAAAUCGCAGUUCUUCCAUUCUCCAGUGUGGCAGUUUUACCAAAUAUGGCAGAAAAGGUAAUAGCAAGGAGGCAUGCUCAUAUUUUAAUUGCCUGCAUCAGGUUUUCCUGCUGAAGAACUUUUAUGAACAUUGUUGGGACUUCUGAUACCACUGGUUUUCCAAAUUCGUAUAUUUUGCUCUUGUAACAAGUUUGUAUAAAAGUUUGGCAUUCUGAAAAUCGUUUAUUGUACAGUUGUUAAAAGCAGUGUUUAUUUGUCAGUGGACUCUAUAUUUCCGUACUGCAUCUGAAUUAAUGCUGUGCAUUGUAGAAUUUCAAAUUAGUUCAUCCGUACCAUAGUUACUGAAUGAAGCCAUUAUUCACAUACUUGUAUAGGAUGUGUGUUGUAUAUUUUUGUAUUACCAAACCUUAGAAACGGCAUGCAUGUAGACUGUAUGAGUAAAAUGUUUUGCAAAAUAGAUGUGCAAUAUGGAGUUGUACAUAAGGAAAAUUCAGGCAUUCCUCCCUAUUGUAAAUAUUUCACGAUAAGCAGUUACUGUUCUCAGAAGAAAAUGUGUUAUGUAUCACACAGGAAAGACCGUGACAGAGGUUUGUUCGUUAUUUUUUUCUAGGUAAUAUGUAUGGUAUGUUGAUUGGUAGUGACUCAAGAGUGAUUUAAUAAUGUUUAAAGAAUAGAACUGUGAGGUGUAAGAGGUCCCAGCCAUAAAAUGGAAAAGUGUCCUUUUUGUUGCAUUUGUUUUGAAUUAGAAUAUGGGGAUCUGUUUAUAUGCUUUACAAUUUUCGUGUAGACUGAAUUUCCGGACACUUUCCUUGUUCAUCUGGGUAAGAGUACAGCGUACCAAGUAGUGUGAAUCAUAUAACAGGUUGAUUGGUUAAAAAAAACAUGCAAGAGAUUAAGACGUUUGUUUUUUUAUUAUUAAUUCAAAUUACGUUUACUUCAAAUUCUUUCUUUUUAUGUAAGAUUUUAAUCUGGUUUGCUGUUCUGAUUAGAAGUAACGACAGCACAUCAGCUUGGGAACAAAUAUUUUUUGUUUUUCAUAUUUAAUAAACCUAAGAGAAUCUGUAUGUCUGGACAUCCAGUUCUUGGGAUUCCAGUAAAAAUAUAUAAUUGAA